Messenger RNA from Hibiscus syriacus, 537 nucleotides. RefSeq names its product metal transporter Nramp3-like. NCBI's taxonomy places the organism in Eukaryota, Viridiplantae, Streptophyta, Magnoliopsida, Malvales, Malvaceae. The transcript has 3 exons. The record is from RefSeq and is a predicted model, not a curated record. Gene Ontology annotation, cellular component: vacuolar membrane. Bases 76 to 537 code for a protein of 153 amino acids. Gene Ontology annotation, molecular function: cadmium ion transmembrane transporter activity; manganese ion transmembrane transporter activity. Gene Ontology annotation, biological process: defense response to bacterium; metal ion transport; positive regulation of reactive oxygen species metabolic process.
UAUAUCUGGGCAAUUGGGUUGUUAGCAGCCGGUCAAGGUAGCACUAUUACCGGCACUUAUGCAGGGCAGUUCAUCAUGGGAGGUUUCUUGAACUUGAGGCUGAAAAAAUGGCUAAGAGCAUUGAUCACUAGGUGUUUUGCAAUUAUUCCUACUAUGAUAGUUGCUCUUAUUUUCGAUACUUCUGAAUCAGCGCUAGAUGUAUUAAAUGAAUGGCUUAAUGUGUUUCAAUCGAUUCAAAUCCCCUUUGCUCUUAUCCCACUUCUUUGUUUGGUAUCCAAGGAGCAAGUCAUGGGCACCUUCAAAAUUGGUUUUGUGCUCAAGACAGUUGCAUGGCUCGUGGCAAUUCUGGUGAUGUUGAUUAACGGGUAUCUUCUACUCGACUUCUUCUCCUCCCAAGUCACUGGUGUAAUAUUCACAAGUGUAGUGUUUGCGUUCAUCGGCGGAUAUGUUGCGUUUAUAAUCUACCUUGUUUCUGGAGGUUUUACUUCAUCUGCUUGUUACCCUCAGAAUUACCUCUAUCUCUUCUAUGUUUCUUAG